AUGUUUCAGUUCCAGCUCAAGGCUGAGUUCCUCAGCUCCCCUUAUUCUGAAGCACUGCUGGGGGCAGGGCAGGAUGGUGCUUACACGCUGCCCGGCAGGGGGCCUCCCAAGCCCGCGCUCUGGGCGCUCCUGCUGGUGCUUUUGGGGGCCGCUCCGGGCCGGGCCGGGAUCGGCGCCUGCAGCGUCCCCGACGUGCUUCACCACUACCGCGCGGUUAUCUUCGAGGACCUGCAGGCCGCGGUGAGGUGGACCAGGCCAAGGGUCGAAGGGGCUGGACCGGGCUCCAGACACCUCCAUUUCAUUCAGAAAAACCUGACUGGAGACGCGGUCUCCCGACGGCGGGGCCGGGUGGGAGUCUCAUGUGGCGCCCAGAAGGAGCACAGUAUCCUACUGUCCAUCGUGGCCCUGGGUCGGACCCUACGUGGGGCGGUGGCUGGGGGCCGCCGCGGGGCUCUGGAGAAGGCGGCGUGGACUGUGGCGGUGCGCACUGAGGCGGUGAUGCGACGCCACUGCCGGAAGCUGCGCCAGCGGAGCUGGCGGCCGGAGACGCGCCCUUCCCGGCGUCCAGGCGGCCGGAGGCGGCUCCUGCUGCGCGCCCUGGACGCCGUCGCCACCUGCUGGGAGAAGCUGUUCGCGCUGCGCGCCGCGGCCACCGACGGCUCCUGGGGCUCCUAG
Molecule: messenger RNA, 675 nt
Organism: Odocoileus virginianus texanus
Lineage: Eukaryota; Metazoa; Chordata; Mammalia; Artiodactyla; Cervidae
Gene: C9H20orf204
Product: chromosome 9 C20orf204 homolog
Source: RefSeq, a predicted model, not a curated record